AUGCCACCCAGCGAGCACUCGGCCGAGGGCCAGGUCGAAAAGCAGCCGCCGGCUGAGUCGCUGCGCAACGAGGAACCGGAAACUCCUCGCUCGUCGCAUGCGCCCACCGAUACGGAGAAAGUCGUCUACGCCGACGGCACUGUCGAGUACGUCGACAAGCAUGCUCUUGGUGGCGAGUUCGACCAGAUGCCCGUGGGUUACUACAAGAGCCCUCAGUUUCUAGGUACUCUCGCGGCUCAAUCUCUCGCCAGCAUCUGCGCCUACCUGGGCUGGGUACUCCCGGCUAACACUCUGACACUCAUUAACGCGGAUAUUGGCCCAUCGGCCAACAUCAACUGGGUCGCGACCAUCUGGACUAUGGGCUCUUCUAUCGGUUUCCUCCUCGUCGGCCGUCUCUCAGAUCUUUACGGCCGCAAGUGGAUGGUCCUCGGCACGUCUCUUCUCGGUCUCAUCGGAUGCAUUCUUGGCGGCACUGCGAACAGCGUUGCCAUGUUGAUUGCUUCCAACGGAUGCAACGGUAUCGCGGCUGCAGGCCAACUCUCCUUCGGUAUUGUUCUCGGCGAACUCGUCCCCAACAAGCACCGUGGCCCCAUCAUCGGCUUCGUCUUCAUGACCUCGAUGCCCUUUGCGGUCUUCGGCCCCAUCAUCGCCCGCAGCUUGAUCGAGAACACGGCGCAGGGCUGGCGCUGGAGCUACUACAUCGGCAUCAUCCUGAGCACCAUCACCCUGGCUCUUUACCAGUUCCUCUACCAUCCCCCUACCUUUGAGCAGCUCCAUGUCGGAAAGACUCGCAUGCAGCAAACCAAGGAGCUCGACUGGGUUGGCAUCUUCCUCUUCCUCGCCGGCUGUGUUCUGUUCCUCAUCGGCCUCUCCUGGGGCGGAACCUCAUACCCUUGGAAGAGCGCCGAGGUUCUCUGCACUCUCAUCAUUGGCAUCCUGACUGUUGCGGCCUUCUUUAUCUAUGAGGGAUUCUUCUGCAAGGUCCAGCCUCUUAUGCCCCCUCGCGUCUUCAAGAACAUUGGUUUCGUCGCCAUUGUCGCCAUCGCCACCGUCGCUUCCAUCGUUUACUACUCCCUUACCGUUCUCUGGCCCACCAUCAUCUCGACCAUCUACACGACCGAUUCCAUCCAGAUCGGAUGGCAGAGCUCCGUCGUCGGCGGCGGUGUGCUUCUCGGCCAGGCUUUGUCCGGCCUCGCCAUCUCAUAUGUCCCCAAGCUAAAGUACCAGUGUAUUGGUGCUGCCGUCCUUGUCUUCUCCUUCGUCACCGCCAUGAGCUCGCUGUCCAAGGACCGCUGGGCGGCCACCAUCACCUUCGGCACCAUCGCCUGCACGGCCGUCGGAUACAUUGAGAACGUUGCUGUCCCCGGUGUGACUCUGCUUUGGGGCCCUCAAGAUAUCGGGUUGGCUACUGGUGUCCUCGGGUCCAUUCGUGCCCUGGGUGGUGCCAUCGCCCAAUCUCUCUACGUUUCCGUUCUCAACACCGAGCUCGCCACAAGGAUCCCCGAGUAUGUUACUCCUGCUGCGACCGAAGCUGGUCUGCCUUCCGACUCUCUCACUGCUUUGUUUGCGGGAAUCACGGCAGGUGACUACUCCGCGGUCCCUGGCGUCACCGACAAGGUGGUCGCCGCCGUCAGCGCAGCGAUGCUCAAGGCCUACACCAACUCGUUCCACAUCGUCUUCUACGCCACCAUCCCCUUUUCGUGUAUUCUCCUCGUCGCCGCCUGCCUUGUCCCCAACGUUGAGAAGUACCUCACCAACAACGUUGCGAAGCGUCUGCAAGACAAUGCGUUCCGCAAGGUUUCCACAGAGUCCCUGCAACACGUCGAGGAGCCCAAGAACGAGGACCGUAACGGCUACGACUCUCAUGUUGCCUCAACUGUUUAGAUGUAUUGGAUAUCCUCUGGAGUGGCGUUUUUCUAUCUGCCAGGAAAUUUGUUUACCAGGCUUGAAGAUACCCGAGGACUGUCUUGACAUGGAGAUCACUUCUCAGGGCCCUCUCUGGGGUGUAUAAUUUGUGUUUACUUAUCCUGCAAGGAAACCGACAAAAAAUCCGGUCGGGAUUGUACAUAGGAAGUUGGGAUAUUAAUGAAGUCGCUUUAGAGAUUGGUUUCUUGGAUA
Ilyonectria robusta is the source of this 2118-nucleotide messenger RNA. Its product is annotated as fungal trichothecene efflux pump. Gene Ontology annotation, biological process: transmembrane transport. NCBI's taxonomy places the organism in Eukaryota, Fungi, Ascomycota, Sordariomycetes, Hypocreales, Nectriaceae. The coding region runs from base 1 to 1884 and encodes 627 amino acids. Gene Ontology annotation, cellular component: membrane. Gene Ontology annotation, molecular function: transmembrane transporter activity. The transcript has 4 exons. The record is from RefSeq and is a predicted model, not a curated record.